AAUCCUUCGAAGGAGCUCAUUCAAACCUUUUCAAACUUGCUUAGGAACGUCUCCCGCUUUAUGCAUUUCACCCGCCUGUUUCAUUGGAGGAUUUGCUGGGGAGAAGAAUCCGACUUGUCAUGAGAAGAAUCCGAACAUGUCAAAUUCGUUGUGUUUGGGUUAAUGAAGGAUCUUCUUUCUGGGAUUCUUGACCAUGAACAAUCCCGGUGAAUCCGAAACAUUAUGGGAGAAGAAUCUUAUACGUCAUGAGAAGAAUCUAGACAUGUCAGAUUCGUGGUGUCUAGGUUAAUCAAGAAUCUCAUUUCCAGGAUUCUUGACCAUGAAGAAUCUUGAUGAAUCCGGGCAAAUCUGUACCCAUACAUGUGUUGAUAUGUCUUUUAACACAAAUUGUAGAAAGUCCUAUUUGGAAUCCGGCUUCAGACAUCUCACUUGGAGAAAGCAUGCUAAGAACCUUCCUCUUUGGAUCCUACUAUCUGGUCAUGCUGUGAUAAUGCUGGGGAUGCAUGUUAGUCAUGUUCAUGCAGAGGACAUUUCUGUUGCUGAACAAGCCACUGGAGCAAAUGAGAUAGGGGAAGCUUACAUAUCUAAUCUUCGUAGAAUUGAAGAUAGUUCGGUUAUAUCUAAUGAACAUACAUCCAAAUGGAGGGUUUUCACGGAUAAGGGGAGGGAACUCUUUCUGCAAGGGAAACUGGAUGAAGCAGAACACUAUUUCAUAUUAGCAUUGCAAGAAGCUAAAGAUGGGUUUGGGGAAAGGGAUCCACAUGUUGCAUCUGCAUGCAACAACCUGGCAGAGCUGUACAGGAUAAGAAAGGAAUUUGAGAAGGCCGAGCCCUUGUAUCUGGAGGCUAUUGACAUUCUAGACAAGUCAUUAGGGUGUGACGAUAUACGUGUAGGUUUCGCUUUUCACAACCUUGGGGGCUUUUAUCUUCUUCAGGGAAAACUUGAACAGGCCAGGAUGUGCUAUGAGCAGCGAGCUCUAAAGAUAAAGGGGCAUGUACUGGGCCUUGCCAAUGAACACUACGCUACUACUCUAUUUCAUUUAGGAGAGGUGUUUUAUCUCCAGGGAAAAUUGAAAGAUUCUGAAGCUCUUAUUAGGGAUUCCAUCAAAAUAUUGGAGGAAGCAGGAAAGGGGGAGUCAGUUACAUGCAUCAAAAGAAUGAGGCGUCUUGCCCAGAUUUUACUCGAAUCAAAUCAACUUCAUGAAGCGGAGAAAAUUCAAAGAAAGAUCCUUCAUGUAUUGGAGCUUUCUAAGGGUUGGACUUCGUUGGACACUGUGCUGGCAGCUGAAAGUUUGGCUAUGACUCUCCAAUCACUAGGGAAUUUAUCUGAGGCACAAGACCUUUUGGAAAGGUGCCUUGAUGCCAGAAAAACUAUUCUUCAUGAGAACCAUAUCCAGGUUGCUGCAAAUAUUCUUCAGUUGGCUAGAGUAGCAAUGCUCAAAUCCAGUCGUCUAAGUAAGGGUAACAUUUUGGAGGAAAUUGCAGAACUUGAUAAGGCAAAAACUUUGCUAGAAACAUCAAUAAGGAUUGCAAGGCAGACGCUGGAAGUUCCAAUGGCCAUUGCGGAGAACAUGUCAAAGAAUGGGAAGCCCAGUAAUUGCAGGAGAGAUAAGCAUGCAGCUUUGGUUAUACUGAUGAAGGCUCUGGAUACACUUGGGCGUUUGGAGGUGACAAAGCAUGAAUUAUCACAUGAAUCAAAGGAUCGAGGUAUAGUUCCAGUAGAAGCUGAACAUGCUCUUCUACAGUGCAUAUCGGCUGUGAAAGAGUUCGACAUUCCUGAGCACGUACUGAGUGCUUCUGAUGUUAAAAGGGAGUAUCUCUCCUGCAUGAGGGAUCUUGAAGCCCUUCUAAGUGAGAGCACUGGCGAGAAAAGACAACAAUCGGCCAAAAAGCUCCAGGAACUUAGAAAUGAAAUUAGGCAGAUUGAGUCAGAGCUGUCGCGCAGCAGGAAGAAAGGAACUUAAUGCAUUUCAUGCUUUUGAAAUCAAGGAUCUUGUUGCUCCAGUUACGCAAACAUGUAUCUAUGUACUGUGAUGGGAUUUUUUUUUUUUGUUAUUUCAUCAGCACCUUAAAUUUAUAUUGUUAUAAAUGAGGACUAGAAUAAUUUGAAGUCUAUGCAUGCCCUUUGUGGCCUUUGAUGUUCA
Molecule: messenger RNA, 2143 nt
Organism: Amborella trichopoda
Lineage: Eukaryota; Viridiplantae; Streptophyta; Magnoliopsida; Amborellales; Amborellaceae
Product: Tetratricopeptide repeat (TPR)-like superfamily protein
Molecular function (GO): protein binding
Source: RefSeq, a predicted model, not a curated record